ACAAAGUUUAGAACUAACCGAACAUAUUUAAAGACAGGAAUCCUCAAUCAUAUGUAAACAGCAAACGACUCAAAUUAUGGGUCAGAAAUCGAGCAUUUUUGAACUAGAAAACAUUUCAGCCGAUCAAUUGUUAUGCCGUUUUAUUUCAAAUGAUAAAAUAAAGCUAAAUGACAUAUUUUGGAAAAAUCUUUUUGAUUAUUCACCCAAAAAUAUUAAAAAUUUUGAUCUUAAGAUAUUGGAAGAAAAUAUAAGUGGAAUGUGUAGAAGUUUAUCAAUCAAUAAUUUAGACACUGGUAACUUUGUUUCGUUGAUGGCAUUUUUUGUCAAAAAAGCAAAUGACUACGUGUUCAUGAACUCCACCAGUGUUUCUGAGAGGAUAUCAGCCCAAGAAACAUUGUUCAAUAUUUUAUUUAUUAUACGUUGCUGUCUGAAAUAUUUUGCUCGUUGUAUCAUCGAAGAGAAUUUUGUUAAUCAAAUAAAACUUAACGAUAAAAUUAGAAGCGAAAUUUGUAUAUUAUUUCAAAGCGGAGCAGACGAAAAAAACGCUUUGUUCACGGACGAUUAUUUUAUUUUGCGAAACUUUAUUAUAAGCCUCCUCGAGAUAAUCAUAACUCCGGUCUAUAGUAACACCCAUAAUAUCGAGAAUUAUAUUUUGAUAUUGGAAGCCCUGAAUACCUUGAUAACUCUUCUCUCCGUACAAUUAUAUCGGUCCGAAUUGCUAACCAGCAACCAUUCCGAGCCAUUUUCGUCCAUUAUUUACGAGAUUUUGUACAGAGAUCCCCAAAUUGCACGAGAAUAUGCUGUUCCGUUGACUAAAGCCUUAUUAUCGUACGCCAACGAGACAAAUAUACCUUCUCAAAUUAAAUUACUCGCGACAUCACGGAAUCAUGCGUUGGAGGGUAGUUUGAUUAUCAAUCUGAGCACCAAAUUGGCUGGCAGCCUGUACGAUGCCGUGUUAAACACAUUACCCUCCUUCGGAUUUAGCUCCACCCAACCUAAUAACGACAAUGUAGCCAGGACCACAGUUUUACCCAUCAAUCCCAUAACUUGUUUAGCUCCCCCUUAUUCUUUCCACCUUAGUUCUCCCGACCUGUUGGCUAAAGAAUUGCCCGAUUUUUCUGAACCCAUUAUCACCAACGGCCAAAAAUUGUUCAAAUUAGAUCCAGGAAUUAACGAAUCUAAAGGAGGGAAAGUCAGCACCGUCGCCACGAAAGUAAACAAGGAUGAUUUACACGCGCGAGCGAAGGACGAGUCCAAUUUGGUGGGCCUCUUAGCUAAACGCAGCGAGAUAUUGUUAGUCGUACUCAGCACCUCGCUCAUGCGUCGCCGAAAAUACGCUUCUGCGAACCACCAAGAAAGCGGCGGAGAAGGUGAUGUCAAUAAUAAUAACGGCUUAAAACAUGAUUAUUUGGAUGGCGAUUGUGAAAAUCCUUAUUUGAAAACCUUGAGUACGUUUGGGGAUGAUGCUGAUGCUUCCAGUAACCUUCCUCUCAUUCCAUUCCGAUUAAAUUUCAAUUCGCUUUACCAGUAUUUUUGUCGAAAUUUUUCUUCCCGACCAACAACAACGCUGUUCUUUUACCUCGUGUUCCACCAAAAUUUCCAUUUCAAGACAUACGUCUUGGCUCGAAGCGAUAUCGAAUCUUUGAUUAUUCCCUUGCUUCACAAUAUAUAUGAGAUGGGUAAGAAAUUGCAAAAAAAUUCGCCAUGCCAUCACCUGUACAUGUGCCUAAUAAUCUGUCUCAUUCUCACCGAGGAUGAUUUGUUCAACACUUCCGUUCAUAAAAUUGUAAUAAAAAGCCCACCCUGGUUUGCUGAACGCUCUAUACCACAGAUUUCGUUAGGAAGUUUUAUGGUGUUAAUAUUGCUCAGGACUAUACAAAAUAAUUUGUUUCGCAUAAGGGACAAGUAUUUGCACACGAAUUGCCUUGCCGCUUUGUCUAACAUGUCCCAAAAGUUUCACGAUUUACAUUCGUACCCUUCUCAGCGGAUCGUUAACCUAUACCAAAUUUUGCUGAAACACUAUUUUAAACUUUUGCGACGCCUGCGCGAAUCAAAUCCUGAUAAUGCCGUUGGCAAUCACGUGGUAGAGUCAACUGAUUUAGAGUUAACGUGGACGGACGCCCGAACAUUGCAAGAAAUGUUAGGCAUGAUACUCGAAAUAUUGUAUCAAUGCCUUUCAUCCCCUUCCAACCUACCCUCCAACGCUCACCUAAUCUACAACAUGCUUUACCAGGAAAAAAUAUUUAAACCCGAUAUAUUUUUAAGCUCACCGGAUAUCGAAAACUUAUCGAAUUCACCUUAUUUUCCAAAUAACCUGAUAUCUUUGUUGAAUAGCAUACAUAGUAUCUUGAACGUCAUAUCAAAUCGCCUGCAAAUAUCUUGUAGACCCCAAAUCGACAAAAACGAAAAAUCGGACUCUCCCAUAUCUCCGAUUUUCGAAAGCGAUAAAAUCGGGGAAGACUGCAAUAAAAAUAUCAUGCAACUAUCUGUAGAAGAGGCCCUGCUAAAUUUGAAACAGGUUCUCAAGGUUUUACCAUCUCAGCCUAUCAACAGACUUCCUAACGUAAAAUUUAAAUACGUGGAAGAGGAAUGGCCGGAAGUGUUUUUUGUUCCUUACACCUGGUCUUUGGUUUGCGCUCAUUCGCACCUUUAUUGGAGUUUGAUGAAUGUUAAACUAUUUUACCCCAAAGAUUACUACGCUUUAUAAAUAUAACACAAAGAAUUUGAAGACAAUAUUUAUAUUAUAUAGUAUCAUUUCUAUAUUAUAUUUGUUAGAAAAUUUUGAAUAAGUAAUUAUUAUAGCUAAUCAUAUUUUUAAAUAUAUAAAAAAAUCUAUAUUAUUCUAUGAAUUUAUAUAAAAUUUACAUUUUUCGUCACCCAUUUUUUAAAGGUUGAUUAUGACACUAAGCUAAGUAAAUGUUUUAAAAUUUAAAAACUUUCUUAGAGGAAUUAUAGGGUUUUUUUAUCUUUAAAGAUAUAAUAUAAUGUUUUUGUAUAUAAAUUUUAUAUUUUUUUUUUAUGCAACCAAAAAUGGUAUAUGAUUUUAUUAAGUAAGUAUGGAUUAUUUAUUAUAUCGCGCGUUU
Molecule: messenger RNA, 3083 nt
Organism: Gordionus sp. m RMFG-2023
Lineage: Eukaryota; Metazoa; Nematomorpha; Gordioida; Chordodea; Parachordodidae
Product: dymeclin-like
Exons: 15
Coding region: 77-2707 (876 amino acids)
Biological process (GO): Golgi organization
Cellular component (GO): Golgi apparatus
Source: RefSeq, a predicted model, not a curated record